CUUUUGUUUAAGUUGUCUGGGGCCAUCACUUGGCGGUUGCAGUUUCCUAGAGCGUGAGCAUGAGUAAGGUACCAAAGGAACUUCUGCUUAGGUCGUGUGCUGACCUUUUGGAGUAUAGCAAUAAGACCAAAAAGCGGAAGUUCACCGAGACAGUGGAAUUGCAGAUCGCUCUGAAGAAUUAUGACCCGCAAAAGGAUAAGAGGUUCGCUGGGACUGUACGGUGAGUUUGCGAACCCCAACCCAGGGUUCUAAUAUUUUGUGGGGAGGCCACUGGCCGUACAUUGUAAGUUGUAUGUGUUUAUAGAUUGAAGCACAUCCCGCGUCCUAAGAUGACUGUGUGUGUGCUUGGAGAUCAGGAGCACUGUGAUGAGGCUAAGAAUGCAAAUAUCCCUUGCAUGGACGCUGAGGACUUGAAAAAGUUCGGCAAAGAGAAGAAGCCUUUGAAAAAGCUAGCUAAGAGCUACCACGCUUUCCUUGGGAGCGAGUCUAUAAUUCGUCAAUUCACCAGGGUCAUAGGUCCGAUCUUGAGCAAAUACGGCAGGUUCCCUAUUGUUGUCUCGCACAAUGAGCCGUUGGCCCAAAAGAUUGACGAAGUGAAGUCCACAGUGAAGUUUCAGAUGAAAAAGGUUAUCUGCCUAAAUGUUGCUGUUGGCCACGUGAAUAUGACUGCGGCUGAGUUGGCACAAAACAUCAACUUGUCGAUCAACUUCCUGGUAUCGCUUUUGAAGAAGAACUGGCAGAACGUUCGGUGUCUGUACAUCAAAAGCACAAUGGGAAAGCCUUACAGAAUUUAUUAAAUAAAGUUUGAUAAUUGGA
Trichobilharzia szidati is the source of this 816-nucleotide messenger RNA. Lineage: Eukaryota; Metazoa; Platyhelminthes; Trematoda; Strigeidida; Schistosomatidae. The record is from the annotation of a GenBank genome assembly.